CGUAUCGAAUGUUGACUUUGAUCUUCUUCCACUCUCAAGUUCACCGUGAUACUCUUCCUUCUGUUGCAGGGGUCGGAUCAACAUGUCUAUAAACAAACACAUGUACCGGCGUUGAUCUCUCCUGCAGACUGCAUUUGCAUUUGCACUUGCACCUGCUUCUCUCUUUCUCCUGCCGUUUCCAAGUCUUCUUCUACUACCUACCUAGCUAUAGGUGAAGGAGAUAACUUCUACGUACCUGCCAUAUCCUUCACAUCUUCUGCCCCACAAGUUCAUUCAUAAUCCUUUCUUCCUCUUGUUUUAUCUAGCAUUACCUUGCAAUUUGUUAGUAACGACUGUGGACGUCAGUCAAUGAAAAGAACGACAAAUCAUCUUAGAAUUAUUGUCCCCAUCUUUCAUAACGAUACAAAUUCGAAUUGAAUAACUUUCGGCUUUAUUUUGAAAGACAAAGUCAAAGUUAAUUGUAUAGGGGCUUCUACCAGACAAACAAGAACGUUGAUUGGCUCACAUUGGUGAAUUGUGAGGGGUGGGAAUACAGAAAACAAUAAUAGGGAGUAUUUUGGGUGGAUUGGUACAAAUGUCGACCACAAGAAUCUCAUCACCGAAAAGGUCACCCAAAAAAUCGACUUUCGUCAAAACUGGAAUUUUGAGCACCAAAUCAACACCCAAUCUCAACGCCUCCUAUAAUUUGGCAUUACUACAAGCUUCAGGAGCUACACCCGUUCCUGCAUAUCCUUCCAACAACGGUCAAGGUUUUGCCUUAAAUAAUCCUAGGUCGCAACCGUCUCGACAAGUCUCACUUGCUUCCCUUACCUCAAAUUCACUUGCGACAAUCCCAGAUGCAAGCAAGAGAUACCCUCUUUCUACAGUUUUUGAUGAGGAUAUGCCAACAGUAGGCAACAUGCCACCAUACACACCUGCUCGAGUUGGCGGUGGGCCGGAGGAACUAGAGGUUGGUGAUAUAGUCGAUGUACCAGGUAACAUGUAUGGCAUUGUCAAAUUUGUUGGCAGCGUGCAAGGCAAAAAGGGUGUAUUUGCUGGAGUAGAAUUAAGUGAAAUGUUUGCUUCAAAAGGAAAAAACAAUGGAGAUGUUGAAGGAAUUCACUACUUCGACACAACAAUCGACGGUGCUGGAAUUUUUCUUCCAGUUAACAGGGCGACAAGACGUAGCACCCCUUCUUCGCACGAUGAGUCAUUUCCCCUUUCACCGGCUUCUCCAUCGAUGGGCAACAGGGCUGGGAGAUUAGGAUCCGAGUUAAAUGGUCAACCAACACCCUCGUUACCAAGAUUCAGUCAAUCUGUUGGUCCAGGCAGAACAGCAAACCCAUAUGUUCAAAAGACACGAUCAUCCAUGGCUACACCUAUUACUUCAAGACCAGAGUCACCAGUUCGAAGAGCACCCAAUGCUAACCCAUCAUCAAAUACACCUGUACAAAGGGUUCCAUCUCGAUAUGCAAGCCCUGCACAGGCAAACUUUGGACAGAGCGUUAGAGGAACACAAGAUUCUAGAGAUCCAAGUAAGAAAGUUGGUUAUACCCCCCGAAAUGGCUUGAAAACACCAGUACCUCCACGAAGUGUUUCCGCACUUGGAACGGGGAAUAGACCUGCACCAAUGAACUCGAUGAAUUACAGCGAUGAAGAGACACCUCCUGCAGAGAUUGCACGCACGGCAACAAACGGAAGCGUAGGCUCAGUCUCUUCCUUUAACGCGAAAUUACGACCUGCAUCAAGAUCCGCAUCGCGUACAACCUCCCGGGCUACUGACGACGAAUUUGAGCGAUUGAGAAGUCUGUUAGAAGAUCGCGAUAGGGAAAUAAAAGAACAGGCUUCCAUUAUUGAAGACAUGGAGAAAACUCUCAGCGAAGCACAAUCAUUGAUGGAGAACAAUAAUGAGAACGCGAGUGGUAGACAUAGUCGGGAAAGUGUGGAUGACAAAGACGUAACACAGUUAAGGGCAAUUAUACGUGAAAAGAACGACAAAAUCGCCAUGCUGACUGCAGAGUUUGAUCAGCAUCGAGCUGAUUUCAGAAGCACGAUAGACACGCUCGAAAUGGCCGGUGCGGAAACCGAGAGAGUAUAUGAUGAGCGCAUGCGUGCUCUUGUAAUUGAGCUCGAUACAAUGCACGAGAAUAGUCAUGAUGUCAAGCACGUUGCUGUACAACUGAAACAGCUAGAAGAGCUCGUUCAGGAGCUCGAGGAAGGUCUUGAAGAUGCACGACGUGGUGAAGCCGAAGCUCGGGGUGAAGUUGAGUUCUUGCGUGGAGAGGUUGAAAGAACUCGAUCUGAACUCCGUCGCGAGCGAGAGAAGACUGCCGAAGCUCUUAGUAACGCAAAUUCUCCUGCGAGCGCAAGUGCGGGAACACAUUCCAAAGAGAUUGCGCAAAGAGAUGACGAGAUUCGUGGAUUGAAAGCCAUCAUUCACUCGCUCAGUAGAGAUGCCAUACCUGAUGGGAAUCUCUCGGAUCAGGACGCAACACCAAACAUUUUACGACCUGGACUUAGUCGAAGCCGUACAGACAGCGCUUCAGUUUCUGAAGAGGAGCGCCGUAUCCGGGAGAAGCUCGAACGAGAAGUGAUUGAGCUCCGUGCUCUGGUAGAAAGCAAAGGCAAUAAAGAAGAACAGAUGGAGCGCGAGUUAGAGGGACUACGAAGGGGAAGUGUUGGCAAUCCUACCACGCAUCGUACUAGUGCCAUGAGCAGUGGAACUGUGACUCAGGAUAGAAAUUCUCUCCAGGAUACUAAGAGCACAGUUGAAAGCUGGCGAGAACGUGGAACCUCGGAUGCUCACCGCAAUAAUCUGGAGACAAUGCCUGAGAAUGACGGCUACUCCUCUGCAGCUGAGGACUUCUGUGAAUUGUGCGAAACCUCAGGUCAUGAUGUCCUACAUUGCCCGAUGUUUGGCCCCAACGGUAACAGCAGCAAUUCUAAGGAUGAGUCUCCUAAAGAGCAUCGAACAGGAAAGGAUGUUGUCAUGGAGGGACUUAAAUUAUCACCCAAGCCAUCCCAGGAAGAAUACAAACCGGCACCGUUAGUGCCAGCCAAGAAAUCGCCUGAUGCAUCGCCUAUCAAAACUAUUCCCAAUCUCAUGGAACCAGGAGCUGCACCAGGAAAGGAAAGUGGAGUAAUUAAUAUGGAUAAAUGGUGCGGUGUAUGUGAACGGGACGGACAUGACAGUAUUGAUUGUCCUUUUGAGGAUGCUUUUUAGGAGACUACUGUUCCAGAUGUUUCAGGAUAAGCUAUCACAACGUAUUUUCUUAUUGCUUUUCUUUUUUAGUCACAGGCAAGGCCGCAUUGCAUUGCAGGAGUGCUAUCCGUCUGCGAUAUACCCUCUCGGUUCUCUAUUUCAAGUAUACUUUUCAUGCGACAAGUCAGGGAGAAGAUGAUGUUUUCACGAGGAUUGGAUGAGGUGAAACUGGGUUGAAUUUUGGGGAGGGGAGGGGAGGUUAACAUGAGUUGAAUGGACGUAAUGAUCAUGUAGUAUACUUUGUCAAAUUAAUGAUUCAAAUGCA
Botrytis sinoallii is the source of this 3506-nucleotide messenger RNA. RefSeq lists its product as uncharacterized. The record is from RefSeq and is a predicted model, not a curated record. Bases 575 to 3202 code for a protein of 875 amino acids. Lineage: Eukaryota; Fungi; Ascomycota; Leotiomycetes; Helotiales; Sclerotiniaceae. The transcript has 2 exons.